Messenger RNA from Rosa chinensis, 4246 nucleotides. Its product is annotated as ATPase WRNIP1. Gene Ontology annotation, cellular component: nucleus. Gene Ontology annotation, molecular function: single-stranded DNA helicase activity; protein binding; enzyme activator activity. Bases 81 to 1706 code for a protein of 541 amino acids. The record is from RefSeq and is a predicted model, not a curated record. NCBI's taxonomy places the organism in Eukaryota, Viridiplantae, Streptophyta, Magnoliopsida, Rosales, Rosaceae. The transcript has 2 exons. Gene Ontology annotation, biological process: DNA-templated DNA replication; regulation of DNA repair.
AUUUUCUCGUAAAAGCAAUGUCUCUUGUUUUUAAGAACUCGACUAGAGUGAUAGAGCAAUAGCAUAGAAAACAGUGGGAGAUGGAAAUGGAGCAGCUGUUAAGCAUGGGCUUCCCCACCGACCUCGCCGCUGAAGCCCUCGCCGCCACCGGCGGCAACUCCGCUCUCAAAGCCACCGAUUGGAUUCUCAACCGCAAUUCCUCCACCACCUCCACCUCCACUCCCACCGCCACCUCUCAACCCAAACUCGAUCGCUUCUUCCUCUCCCAAUCCACCCCCUCCUCAAAUUCACAAUCCCAAGACAAACAAGAACCAGAAGAACAACAGUCCACCCCAACCUCCCAACUCCCCAAGCGCCGCAAACUUCUCGUCCCGGAAACCCCGCCGCCCACUACCUCCGAUAAACCCGCAACCGCCGCGGCCCACCACCAGCCCUUGUCGGAGCGCAUGCGGCCCAGGACCCUAAACGACGUCGUCGGCCAGGACCACCUCCUCGCCCCAAACUCCCUCCUCCGCUCCGCUAUCAAAUGCGAGCGUCUCCCUUCUCUCGUCUUCUGGGGCCCACCCGGCACCGGCAAGACCUCCAUCGCCAAAGCCAUCAUCAACUCCGCCUCCUCCGCCGCCUCCCGGCCCUACCGGUUCGUCUCGCUCUCCGCCGUCACCGCCGGCGUCAAAGACGUCAGGGAAGCCAUCGACGAGGCCCGGAAGAGGAAGAAGCUGAACGGCCAGAGGACCGUUCUCUUCAUCGACGAGGUUCACAGGUUCAACAAAUCGCAGCAGGACUCUUUCUUGCCGGUGAUCGAAGACGGCAGCAUAGUCUUCAUGGGCGCCACCACUGAGAACCCUUCGUUCCAUUUGAUCACGCCGCUCUUGUCUAGGUCUCGAGUUCUUGAUCUUCGACCCUUGAGCCCACAAUAUAUAGAGGUUCUUCUCCGGCGAGCGGCGGAAAACUCGGAAAUCGGAUUGUCUCGGAGUGUGGGGAUGCAAGUAGAUGUGGAGGAGGAAGUCAUUCGUUUUAUCUCCGCCAAUUGCGACGGUGAUGCUAGAGUGGCACUCAAUGCAUUGGAAAUCUCAGCUACAACAGCAGCUGCCCGAGCCUCGACGCCGGAUUCAGUAGCUGGUGUUACCGUGGAGGAUGCCAAGGAAGCACUGCAAUGCAAGCAUGUGGCUUCGGACAAAGCAGGGGAAGAGCACUACAACCUCAUCAGUGCGCUUCACAAGUCUAUGAGAGGAAGUGAUGCCAAUGCUGCUAUUUAUUGGCUGGCAAGGAUGCUUGAGGGAGGGCAGGAGCCUCUGUACAUUGCGCGCCGGCUCGUAAGGUUUGCCAGCGAAGAUGUGGGGCUGGCGGACCCAUUGGCGCUUAAUCAAGCUGUGGCUUGUUACCAAGCUUGUCACUUUAUUGGAAUGCCAGAGUGCAAUGUGAUUCUUGCACAGUGUGUGGCUUACUUGGCUUUGGCUCCAAAGUCGAUUGCUGUUUAUAAAGCAAUGAAUAGUGCAGCAGAAGUGGUGAGGAGUUCAGUUGGACAGAAUGAGGGGGUGCCUCUUCAUCUCAGGAAUGCACCGACUAAGCUGAUGAAGGAUUUUGGGUAUGGGAAAGGAUAUAUAUACACUCCUGACAAUCCCUCUGCAGAACAGAGAUUUCUACCGCCAUCACUUGAAGGUUACAAGUUUCUGGAUUGGCCAAUCAGUAAUAACACUGAUGGAUGAUAAGCCUUUGGUUCACUUUUCUGGACUCUUUGUAUUUGGGGCCUACCUCAAAGGGAAUGUUAAUGUAUAGUCUUCCUUUAACCUUCAUGCUCAUACAAUUCUAAACAGAGCUUAAUUUGUAAGCUUAUUAACCCCCCUAAGUUUAUAUCUGAAUGGACCUUAUCUCCAUCAAGAUUUCUCACUAUGUUCAUAAGCUGAGGAAGCAUAUCUAAUAAUGCUCUUGCUCUUCCUUUUUUUUUUUUUUUUUGGACUUUGUAGCACUCUGUCAGAGUUAAAAUGGAAUAGUAAAAUCUGAUUUGGUAUAGAUUAAAUAGAAGCAGACGUCUUGUCAAGGCAUUUGGUUCUUGCAUGACCAAGUAUAUGUGAAGACAUCUAGACAUCUAUGUAAGUUCUGAUUCAAGAGUGUCAUGAUGUAAAAAUCUUAUUAAUUCAUAGCUAUGGUGAAAGCAUGGUCUUUGAUACAUUUUUUAUGUUCCUAAAGUAAGUCUACUUCAUUGGUUGUUGCUCCCUCUUUAUAUAGUUCUCACAUUGUCUCAGGGAUAGGAAAGUUUAUCAUUGUUUUGUACCUACAUUCGGUAAUUCCUUAUAGAAGAAGUGCUUUCACUUCACUUCGAGUUAGUGGACGUGUUGGACCUUGUAAUUGAAUCAAGUAUAUGAUCUAAUAUAACUAAUUUAGUUGACUAUGUGCAUUAAUAUUGUCAAGCCUGUUGGUACGUUCAGUAAUACUGUGUCUAUUAUUUUCCCAGUUAUUGUUUCUUGUUCUUUAGUAAACAGAUUGACAACUGCUUUUGUCUGUCUUUCUUGUCUGGUUGGGUUUUUAUUUCUUUUCAGAAUCACUAUUAAUCCUUUUCUUCAAAUCUUAAUCAGACAAUGACUUCGUUCAUUGUAAGUUUCAAGAUUAGUUUUAUUUUUGGCUGUUUUAAGAAUUCAACAUCCAUCUUGAGCAAAAUGAAUUUAAGCAUUGUUGGUCUCAUGUAAUGACGUGUCUGUACUCCAGUGUACUUCUAAUCAGCAAUUGGAGAUUUUAAAACUGAAACCAAUUUCUAGAAGCAGAAUAAAGUAUAGUAUAGUCAGAUCAAAUUCUUGCUUGGUACCCUUGAUUAUGUUGAAAAAUUACUAAAUUUAAACAUACACUGAUGCAGUCUAUAUGUAGUCUUAAAUCUACACAUAUGCCUUUAUCUAAGUAGGCUCAUGAAGCUAAGCUAAGCUAAGAUCUCAAUACCCCAUUCAGAAGAAUGAUAAACUUCCCCAAAGUAGACGAAUUGAAACUGAGAUGAGAUGUGGGACUAUACUAUAUGUCUAUGUAGUCAAGCACACAGUGCAUACCUAUGUAACUAAUCAAUGAAUUUGUUUCAGAAGCAAUAACAGUAAAACACAAACAAUCCCUAGAAAAUAGAAAUACUAAUAAUAGUACUCCUAGUCAACACUGAUACAGUGCGAAGCCUCCACAUUGAUGGGAGCUGGUGCCAUUAAUGUUGACAAGUGCAAAGCAACCCUGCAAGUUGACAUUAGCAAAAUACUGCAGCUCCACCAUGUUACAUGUUUUAGUGGCUGUGUCCUAGCAACUAUGAUCCAUUGUGAAACAGGAUCUCGAGAUGGAUCAGAAAUUCAGAAUUGAAAAGGCUCUGGGACAAAAUCAGCUCGAAAAUUCAAAUCACUCCUCGUUUUCUUUUAUAAUAUGACCGAGGACCAUAGCUUUUCUGUUCAUGGUGGUGGUGCUUAGGUGUUCUUUUGUUUUUGAUGAAAUGCAUUUGAGAACUUGGGCACUACCUUGUUUAGAACUGCAUCUGAGAAUCAAUAAUCUGUUUCCUUUUCCUUGCACUUUUGAACAGGGUAUCAGUAUAAUUCUGUUAACUGAAAAAUGAAAUUUAGAUAAAAUUUUGUUUGAUGCAACAGACUGAUAUGUUAUGCUCGAGCUCUCAAUGAUGUCUUCAUUUUGACAUCUUUUGUUUUUGAUGAAAUGCAUUUGAGAACUCGGGCACUAGCUGUUUAGAAAUGCAUCUGAGAAUCUAUAAUAUAUUACCUUUUCCUCGCGCUUUUGAACAGGGUAUGAAUUUAAUUCUGGAACUUCAAAAAUGAAAUUUAGAUAAACUUCUGUUUUGUGCAACAGACUGAUGUAUUAGGGCUGAAGCUCUUAAUGAUUUCAUCAUUCAACAUAUGGCUAAACGCUUUAUGUGGUUUAGUGCUUGUUUAGCAAGUCAACAGAGUUUUAGGUAGCCCUUCUAUGGAAAUCCUGGUGGUGUGCUAUAGAUAUAAUGGAUGGUGUUGAGGCUGACAUAUUUUAGGUGACUUUGUUGCAAAUUUGGAUGUCUAUCUAAACUCAUUAUACGGUUUACGAACCAGACUUCCUUGUUAAUCUCCAACCCUUCUGGUUUUCAUUGAAUGCUGGGGGAAGCGGUAGACCUUCUUUCGUGACCUGAGUGGGAUAUGAUUGAAGCUGAUGAAAAAAUGCUUGAUACUGCAAAACGUGGGUUAUUCUACCUCCUUUGUUUUAUGAUGCUGGGAAGACAGAUGAUGGCCCUUCAAAAGAUGUUAGAGAU